Messenger RNA from Prunus avium (sweet cherry), 717 nucleotides. RefSeq names its product protein SPIRAL1-like 5. Gene Ontology annotation, biological process: cortical microtubule organization. Lineage: Eukaryota; Viridiplantae; Streptophyta; Magnoliopsida; Rosales; Rosaceae. Gene Ontology annotation, cellular component: cortical microtubule, transverse to long axis. The record is from RefSeq and is a predicted model, not a curated record.
UCCUCCUUUAACCUAAAACUCUUUUGACAAGCUAUAAGCAGCAGCUAUGAGUAGAGGUGGGAGCUAUGGUGGUGGACAAAGUUCAUUGGGGUACUUGUUUGGCUCAGAUGAGCAACAAAGCCCACCUCCGCCACCUAAGCCUAUAACACCGCCUUACGGCAUCGACAGCUUGGACACCGUCACUGAAAAGCCUCCAGGUACCCCUAACUCUGCUAAAAAAGAAAAGGCAGCCGUUUCCAAUAACUAUCACAGAGCUGAAGGCCAAAAUUCUGGGAACUUCUUAACUGAUCGUCCAACAACAAAAGUUAAAUCAGUUCCUGGUGGAGAUUCCUCACUUGGGUACUUGUUUGGAGAUAAGUGAAGCACUUCUUAAUUUCUCCCACCUUCUAUAUAUAUAUAUAUAUAUAUAUUGCAAUGGUUAGAUUAUGUGUGUUUUGGCAAAAAAUAAAAAAAUAAAAAAAAUUUGUGUGUAAUAAGAGGGGUUUAUCAGUCCCCUUAAGAGUGAGAUUUGCAAGGUACGUACUUUUUCUUUUCUUUUCUUUUCUUUUCUUUUUUUUUUUUGGGGGGAAUGGGAAGACGAGGAUUGAUCGAUCAAUACUCGAUAAAUUCAUAGAUACAUAACCAUAUAUAUGUAAGUUUGUGGAUUGGCUUUGAUGCAAAAUUAGGUUAUGGCCUAUAUUUGGGUAUCCUAAGUUUGUCAUUUAUAAAUAAUAUAUU